Oldenlandia corymbosa var. corymbosa is the source of this 2043-nucleotide messenger RNA. Lineage: Eukaryota; Viridiplantae; Streptophyta; Magnoliopsida; Gentianales; Rubiaceae. The record is from the annotation of a GenBank genome assembly.
AUGCACCAAGUCACUGAAGAACUCCAAGUCCAAAGCCCAGAGGCAACACAGCCUUGGACUUUCAAUCCCCUUUUUCAUAACCGUGAAUACUCUCACAAGCUGUCGUCUAACAUAAGACAAGACAAGGGGACCAUAUUUUCAAAUCUCGAGACCAGUUUGGAGGUUUUCCAAAGUGGCGGCAUCCAAAUGGGAGAUGGGAUUUUACUUCUUUUGCUUUGCCUCCAUUUUCUGGCCAGAUUUUGUGAAUCAGAUAGCCUUCUUUCCCCGAAGGGUGUCAACUAUGAAGUAGCUGCAUUAAUGUCCAUGAAGACUAAAAUGAUUGAUAAAUAUCACGUUUUGGAUGGAUGGGAUAUCAAUUCGGUUGAUCCUUGUACCUGGAACAUGGUAGCUUGUUCUCCAGAAGGCUAUGUUGUUUCUCUUGAAAUGGUUAGUGUGGGAUUAUCAGGCACACUUUCCCCAAGUAUUGGGAACUUAACUCACCUCAAAACUUUGUUGUUGCAGAAUAAUAGGUUAUAUGGGUACAUACCCAUUGAGAUUGGGAAGCUCUUAGAACUGCUCACUCUUGACUUGUCCGGAAAUCAGUUUGCUGGUGAUAUUCCCAGCUCUUUAGGUUACCUUACUCAUCUAACUUUCUUGAAGCUUAGCAGAAACAAGUUAUCUGGACAAAUUCCUGAAUCGGUUGCUGAUCUUGCCGGGCUAUCAUUCUUAGAUUUGUCCUUCAAUAACCUUAGUGGGCCUACACCAAAAAUACUAGCCAAAGACUACAGUAUUGCUGGAAACACUUUCCUCUGCUCUUCUGUUUCUCCUGAAAUUUGUGAUGGUGUACCCAAACCAUUAAAUGAGAGCAGUCUAUAUAAGAACAGUAGCAGUCAUCACCACAGAUGGAUUUUAUCAGUCAUCAUAGGUGUCAGUUGCACUUUUGUAGUUUCAGUGAUGAUUCUUAUUUGUUGGGUGCACUGGUACAGAUCUCAUCUUCGCCUUGCAUCUCAUGUACAGCAAGACUAUGAGUUUGAUAUUGGUCAUCUAAAGAGGUUUACAUUCCGCGAACUGCAAAAUGCUACAAGCAAUUUCAGUUCCAAAAAUGUGCUUGGCCGAGGUGGAUUUGGGGUUGUUUAUAAAGGAUAUCUUCCUAACAAAACUGUGGUGGCUGUCAAAAGAUUACGAGAUCCUAAUUUCACAGGGGAAGUGCAGUUCCAGACUGAAGUUGAGAUGAUUGGUUUGGUUUUGCACCGGAACCUUCUUCGUUUAUAUGGCUUCUGUAUGACUCCCGAGGAGAGGUUGCUUGUUUAUCCUUACAUGCCAAAUGGAAGUGUUGCAGAUAGAUUAAGAGAUACUGGUCAAGAGAAGCCAUCUUUAGACUGGAACAAGCGCAUGCGUAUUGCCCUUGGAGCUGCUCGUGGCCUUGUGUAUCUGCACGAACAAUGUAAUCCAAAAAUCAUUCACAGGGAUGUCAAGGCAGCCAAUAUUUUACUUGAUGAAAGUUUUGAAGCCGUGGUAGGGGAUUUUGGUCUUGCCAAGCUCUUAGAUCGAAGAGACUCACAUGUUACAACUGCAGUCCGAGGCACUAUUGGACAUAUUGCUCCUGAAUACCUCUCGACCGGGCAAUCUUCUGAGAAAACUGAUGUCUUUGGGUAUGGCAUACUUCUUUUGGAGCUGAUAACAGGUCAGAAGGCAUUAAAUGGUGGCAAUGGUCCACUUCAGAAAGGAAUGAUACUUGAUUGGGUUAAAACUUUACAUAACGAGAAAAGGCUAGAUGUUCUGGUGGAUAAGGAUCUGAAGGUCUGUUUUAAUGCCGGUGAGCUGGAGAAAGUAGUGGAAGUAGCUCUGCAGUGCACACAAUCGAGCCCCAUCAUGCGGCCCAAGAUGUCUGAGGUCUUGAGAGUAGUGGAAGCCAUUGCUGGACAACCAUGCCAUAGUGAAGAAUCACAAGUAGAAGGGAACAUUUGUGAUCGUGGAACUUUUAGUUUCUCAAGAAACCUUCAUGACAUGUGUGAAGAAUCCUCAUUUACAAUGGAAGCCGUGGAGCUUUCAGGACCAAGAUAA